AUGCAGUCUGUACAACCGGCAGUUCCUUGUACAACCGCCCAAGGUUAUUCUUUGUCUGAAGCUCCCAAAACCAUCAAGUCCGAGUUUCCUCAAUCGACUUUUGAACCCGAGACCAGAGAACAGAAUAACUCCUGUGAUGAACCGGUACCUGUUUACAGCGUUUUGCCAAAUGGAGAAAAGACGUUUGUGAUCAUGGCAGGAUCAUUCGCAGCCCUGAUAUCUCCACUGUCCAGCAGUAUCUAUUUACCAGCUCUGGAUUCAUUGGCAAGGGACAUGGAUGCCUCUGUCUCCCUGAUAAAUCUGACCAUAACCACCUACCUGAUUUUCCAAGGCCUUGCGCCCUCUUUCAUCGGAAGCUUUUCUGAUAGUUAUGGACGCCGCCUAGCAUAUAUCAUCGCAUUCACCAUUUAUCUUGCUGCAAACAUUGGACUUGCACUACAGAACAAUUACAUAGCUUUGAUGAUUCUACGAUGCGUGCAGUCCUCAGGCAGCAGUGGAACCAUUGCACUGGGAAGCGCUGUUGUGGCCGAUCUGUCAACCCGCGCCGAGAGUGGGAAAUACAUUGGAUAUGCUGGAAUUGGCAUUGCACUUGGUCCCACCCUAGGCCCUGUCAUCGGCGGACUUUUGGACCAUUUUCUAGGAUGGAGAUCCAUCUUUUGGUUCUUGGUCAUUCUUUCGGGAGUAUGCUUCACAGUGGUACUAUUUGCUAUGCCCGAAACAUGUCGAGCCGUCGUGGGCAAUGGGUCUGUACCACUCUCUCCGUGGAACCGCCCACUAUGGACACUAUUUGCUCGAACAUCGCGAUUCGAUGGCACACAAGCAAUUGCCGACUAUACUACGAUACAAAAGCUCAAGCGACGCCCAAACCCCAUCUCGGCUCUUUUGAUUGCCACGCAAAAGGAAAUGGGUUUGGUUUUGCUAUAUGGUUCGGUUUUGUACGCAGGCUAUAUGGCUGUCAUCAGCACCCUAUCGACUGAGUUGGCUAGCCGAUUUGGUUUCAAUUCCAUUCAGGUUGGGCUCUGCUUUCUUCCCAUGGGUGUUGGCAGCAUCAGCUCGCGCUGGAUAGUCGGUCGAGCUUUAGACUGGAACUUCCGUCGCGAGGCAAGCUUGCAAGGGAUGAUCAUUCAAAAGAAUCGGCAGCAGGAGAUUGAAAACUUCAACAUUGAACGAGCACGACUGGCAAUAACGUUUCCCCUGUUAUACAGUGCUAGCCUUUGCAUUCUGGCCUACGGUUGGGUAAUGCAGUAUCGUACUUCUCUGGCUGGUCCACUUGUGAUCACUUUGGUCGUUGACACUAACUACCGAAGUGCCGCCACUGCUACGGCGGCUAAUAAUUUGUUUCGUUGUCUGAUGGGUGCUGGGGCUUCUGCUGUUGCUUCGCCUCUUAUAAAAGCCAUAGGUAUUGGAUGGACAUCCACUUUCAUUGCUGGGCUUUGGGUAUUGGGCAGUCCUGCUUUGUGGAUUGUUUACUACCGCGGGUAUAGUUGGAGACAAGAACUUUCCAACCGCGAUCAGCGUCAAUCUGAACCAUCCGUAUGA
Messenger RNA from Penicillium salamii, 1539 nucleotides. The record is from the annotation of a GenBank genome assembly. Lineage: Eukaryota; Fungi; Ascomycota; Eurotiomycetes; Eurotiales; Aspergillaceae.